AACAGAACAGAACAUGGGGCAUGUAUUGAACCUGAGCAUUCCAAAAUCUAACCAUAACUAUUUCUUUUGUUCCACCCUCAUGGCUUCAACAGCAACACCUUCUCCACAAAUUCUACUAUUCAAUCCAAUCUUAGGAAACACCAAAACAAUAAGAAGAAUAAGAAUUUUUAGGAUAGCAAGAACCUCAAACUCUCACUACAGUUUCCAAGUUCAUGCUUCUAAGGACUCUCAAGGACCACAAAAAGCACCACCUGGAAUUGACACAAGAAUCCAUUGGGAGAAUGAUGAUGAAGGUUGGAUUGGAGGUAGCACCAAACAGCAACAAACAAAUGCAGAGGAGAAACCUAAGAAGCUUUUGGGUGAAGACUUUGCUGAUUUGCUCAAUUUUCAAGGUUCUCAUUAUGAAUUCUUAGGAAUAUCACCAGAAGCUGAUGUAGAAGCAAUCAAAAUGGCAUUCAGGAAACUAUCAAAGGAGUAUCAUCCAGACACAACUUCACUCCCUCUAAAAACAGCCUCAGAAAAAUUCAUGAAAUUAAAAGAAGUUUACACUGUUCUGAGCAAUGAAGAAAGUAGGAGAUUCUAUGAUUGGACACUUGCUCAAGAGGUUGCAAGUCGCCAACAAGAGAAAUUGAAAAUAAAAUUAGAGGAUCCUUAUGAGGUAGCUUUGAAGAAUUAUGAACCUGUUCCAGACAUGGUUGAUCGUCUUGGUGGAAAGAAUAUGAAGCUUAGUGAUCAAGCUGUUUCAGCUAUCACUAUUGAUAUUUUUAUCAUUAUUUUUUCCAUAUGUUGUAUCACUUAUGUAGUUUUCUUUAAAGAAUACUGAUAUCUGUAAAUUUGUAUAUGUGAUGCUAUAGAAGUAAAGGAAAAAAUUCACAACA
Molecule: messenger RNA, 878 nt
Organism: Medicago truncatula (barrel medic)
Lineage: Eukaryota; Viridiplantae; Streptophyta; Magnoliopsida; Fabales; Fabaceae
Product: NAD(P)H-quinone oxidoreductase subunit T, chloroplastic
Exons: 2
Coding region: 14-823 (269 amino acids)
Source: RefSeq, a predicted model, not a curated record